GCCACCCUGGUUGGUAACCCCCUUCAGGACUUCACUAAGGAGGACCGGAGGAGGGCCAACGAAGGAGCUCGGGAUUAUUGAUGGGUCGAGGGUAGGUUAGAAAAGCGAAAAACGGACAGCAGUGGGGUUUGGAUGGUUGUACCGCAUCCGUUCAUGAGGUACGACUGGGUAAAGACGGCGAAUGAGGAAACUGCAGCCCACUUCGCCGUGCGAAUUAUAGAGGUGGUCAUCGAUAAGAACGAGUGGUAUUCGUCUAAUAUCCGCGAAGAUGUUAAGUUCAUCGUCCAGAACUGUCAAGUCUGCGCUGCUGACAAGGCACCGAUCCAGCCGCCCAGAUCGAUAGUACCAACGGUAGUUGAGCGGCCGUUUCAAAGGGUAAGCAUGGAUACUACCGAUAUCGUGGUACCUCCUGGUCCUAAUAGUUCGAUUCGGCAGGUUCGUCAUCCACGGUUCAAUCUGGAUCUUCUACGACUGGCACAGUUCUUCUGCACUUCGGGAGUGUACGCAGCGGCCGAGUUCCGAUUUGCAGGCAGUCCUCAGGCGGUCGUGUUAGCAGAGGCAGUGGCCGUACAUCGGCGGUCAGCUCCCGGGAUUAGCCAUGUGUCCACGGUCGUCGGCUUCAGCGGCAAUAUCAGUACGUGGAGGCGCUGGCGUAAACACUUCAUCGAUCUGUCGGUGUGCCUAAUCGGAGUACGAAUCACAUGGACCAAGGACGAGGAACAUCACGAGUGGUUUGAGUACUUGGAGUUGAUGAUCGUUCAAGCCUGGAGGACCGACGUGGAAGGCGAUCUUCUCGGAUUCCUGUUCGGAUCGGUGCGCCCCAGUCAUCGUCAGCCGAUCACCUUAGAGCUGACGGUCCCCCUUGCGCAGUUAGCAGACGAUCUCCCACUUGAGAUCGUCUCACAGAGUGACGAGAGCCCGGUUCCACAUGUCCUCACGCGAACGCUAACGCCGUAUCUUCAGUGGUCGGCAUGCCUGGAGGAGCCAGGAACUGGCCGCAACCCGUCGUCGCAGCGGGAUUAUCUGGACCCACGCGAGAUCAUCGAUCUCGCCUUUUUCCAAAAUCGGGCGACCUCCGAGGACGAAGAAAUAGAGAUCGAGGAAGAGAGCGUUGAAGAAGAAGAAGCGGCCGAAGAGGACGAGGAGGAAGAAACCUCGGAGGAAGGCAGUUAUAGCGAGCACAGCGAGGGAGAGCAGAGUGAAGAUGAGGAAGAAGAAAAGGAGCUAGAACUGGAGGAGUGGGAGAUCUCGGCGGAGGAACUCGAGCGAACAGAAGCAGAGCAGGCGGAAGACCCCGAAGCAGCGCGCAAAAGAGACGAAAUCGCGGCCGAAAAACGACAACUGGAGUUCGCCAGCACGGCAAAUUUGCCGUUGCCGAUCACCGACGAUCCGGCCCGCGAUCCCGAGCCGCCCAAGCCCGAAGAUGGGGACCCAACUGCCGAGACUUCUAGCGCACCGGCAAGGCGGCGACGAAGCCGAUCCCCAUCCCCCUCCGCCUCCGACCGUCCAUCAGUUCGAGCCCGUACUGAUGCGGGGCAUCGGGCUUCGUUCCCGGUCGUUAUCCCGCCGUCCCCUUGACUACCUCACCCUCCGACAAAUCACCACCCGUGUCGCUUUCCCCCGUAAUCCCUUCCCCAUCGA
Messenger RNA from Chara braunii, 1641 nucleotides. The record is from the annotation of a GenBank genome assembly. Lineage: Eukaryota; Viridiplantae; Streptophyta; Charophyceae; Charales; Characeae.